UGUGUAACGUUAGUAUGGGUAAAGAUAGCUAGCAUCAUCACAGGCAAGGAGUUAUGCUGCGUUCACGUGCUCCACUGAAACUCCUUCGUAGUACUUUGACUUCUCAGUUCGGUGAACGGUUAUCAUCCGUAUUGUCACUCUUCCCUCUUGGAAGCACUAACGUUAGUCUCAGCACAACAACCAGAAUGGCUCCUCAAAAGAACAGAGUAUUCGUCAUUGGAGUGGGAAUGACAAAGUUUGAGAAGCCAGGAAAAGAAGACUUUGACUAUCCCGACAUGGCAAAGAUAGCAGGUGAGAGGGCCUUGUCUGAUGCUGGAGUCCCCUACUCUGCCAUACAGCAAGCCUGUGUGGGCUAUGUGUAUGGUGACUCUACCUGUGGCCAGAGGGCCAUCUACCACAGCCUUGGUCUGUCAGGGAUCCCCAUCAUCAACGUCAACAACAACUGCUCCACAGGCUCCACUGCCCUGUUCAUGGCCCGACAGCUAAUCCAGGGAGGUCUGGCUGACUGUACACUAGCCCUUGGCUUUGAAAAGAUGGAGAGAGGCUCCUUGUCAUCAAAGUUCAUGGACAGGACAAACCCCAUGGACAAGCAUAUGGAGGUGAUGUUCAACACAUAUGGGAUGGCAGCAGCACCGGCAGCACCACAGAUGUUUGGCAACGCCGGCAGAGAACACAUGGAGAAAUACGGUACUACACCAGAGCACUUUGCUAAAAUCGCAUGGAAGAACCACAAGCAUUCCACCAACAACCCGUACUCUCAGUUCCAGGAUGAGUACAGUCUGGACCAGGUCAAACAGUCCAGGAAGGUGUUUGAGUUCCUUACUCUUCUCCAGUGUUGUCCUACCUCUGACGGUGCAGGGGCAGCUGUCCUGGCCAGUGAGGACUUUGUGAGGCGCCAUGGUCUAGAGCACCAGGCGGUGGAGAUCUUAGCCCAGGAGAUGGUCACGGACCUCGCCACUACCUUCGACGACAAUAGCUGCAUGAAGAUGGUUGGAUACGACAUGACCUCCCUGGCAGCCAAGAAGUGUUUUCAGACAGCGGGUCUGAAACCCAGUGACGUCAAUGUGAUCGAGCUGCAUGACUGUUUCUCUGCCAACGAGCUGAUCACGUACGAGGCUCUGGGGCUGUGCCCAGAGGGUAAGGCUGGAGAGCUGAUAGACAGAGGAGACAACACGUACGGAGGCCAGUGGGUGGUCAACCCCAGCGGAGGACUCAUCUCUAAAGGACACCCUCUGGGAGCCACAGGUCUGGCCCAGUGUGCGGAGCUGUGCUGGCAGCUGAGAGGCCAGGCUGAGAGGAGGCAGGUCCCGGGGGCGAAGGUGGCCCUACAGCACAACAUCGGCCUAGGAGGAGCUGUGGUCGUCACUCUCUACAGGAUGGGGUUCCCUCAGGACGCCAGGUCCCAGAUAGCGGCUGUCCCCACCAGAGCAGAACGUCUGGAGGGCUUCAGAGUCUAUUCUGUCUUCCAGGAGAUAGAGAAGAAACUACACGAGGAAGGAGUAGACGUUGUGAAGAAGAUUGGAGGAGUUUUUGCCUUCAAGGUGACAGAUGGACCAGAGGGGAAAGACGCUCUGUGGGUCGUAGACGCCAAGAAUGGACAAGGCUCCGUGAGCAACGACGCUGAUAAGAAGGCUGACUGCACUAUCACCAUGGGAGAUGAAGACUUAAUGAAGCUGAUGACAGGCAAGAUGAAUCCACAGACGGCAUUCUUCCAGGGCAAGCUGAAGAUCGCAGGAAACAUGGGCAUGGCCAUGAAGCUUCAGAGUCUGCAGCUGGCGCCAGCCAAAGCCAAGCUGUGAUUGGCUGAUAGACCCUCAGCUCUGGAACUCCUGCCAUAUGUAGCAGUUAUGCACAUUCUCUCACCCCUCACCCCUCCUCUCACCCCUAUCUCACCCCUCCUUUCACCUCUCUAACCUCUCUCACUCCCCUCACCUCUCGCUCACCUGUCUCUCCCCCCUCCUCUCACCUCAUCUCUGACCUCUCCUCAUCUCUGACCUCUCCUCAUCUCUGACCUCUCCUCAUCUCUGACCUCUCCUCAUCUCUGACCUCUCCUCGUCUCUGACCUCUCCUCGUCUCUGACCUCUCCUCGUCUCUGACCUCUCCUCGUCUCUGACCUCUCCUCGUCUCUGACCUCUCCUCGUCUCUCGCCUCUCCUCGUCUCUCGCCUCUCCUCGUCUCUCGCCUCUCCUCGUCUCUCGCCUCUCCUCCUCUCUCGCCUCUCCUCGUCUCUCGCCUCUCCUCGUCUCUCGCCUCUCCUCGUCUCUCGCCUCUCCUCCUCUCUCACCUCUCCUCCUCUCUCACCUCUCCUCGUCUCUCACCUCUCCUCGUCUCUCACCUCUCCUCGUCUCUGACCUCUCCUCCUCUCUCACCUCUCCUCGUCUCUCACCUCUCCUCGUCUCUCACCUCUCCUCAUCUCUCACCUCUCCUCGUCUCUCUAUAAUCUCAUUCCAUCUCUCCUCCACACCCCUUCACAUUCACUCUUAAUUUAGCCUCUCUCUUUCUCUAUUGAUUCCUCUCUCUGUCUUUCUUUGAAAUAGAUUCUAUACUAGAUAAUUAGUUGAGAAAUCAACCCCAAUGUCCCAAGAUUCUAACUUCCUCAAGUGUCCUGUAACAUAAUUGAUGAGAUAAUAUUUAUAUUUAAUUCACAUUUUCCUCAUGAUUUAUGGGUUCCUCAUGUUUCAACCAACCAAUGUGAAGACACAUACACACAUAGAACUGGAAAAUGUCUUAAAUGUUAUGUCACAAUAUUCUGCUCUGAGCUGCUGUGACAAACAGGAGGAAGAGAGAUUGUGACAGUUGUGAAAAGCAAUUGAAGUUUUUUUGGACUCUUGACGGCCAUUUUACAAACAGCUUAUGAGGCUGUUGCUGUGUCAAGAAAAGCAAAAGAUCAUCUUUAAGACCCAACUAAUCUGGUUUGAUCUCCGGCACUGCUGUUCAGUCAUUUAAUACCACAGUGACCAGGUGUUUGUGUCCCAUAUGCCAUGCGUUUGCUGCGAGAGCAUGGCAGUGACUCUUCGCCUGCUCUCCCGCCACAUAAUAAUAACACUGUCAUUGAGGUAAAUGUAUACAAUAUUUUAUGUUUGUGUAGUAAAUAAUGUUUAAUAAUAAUGUAACAUGGUGGACUAUUUUAUAAUAAUACAGAACACCACUUUAUGUGCCUCUGGUGUCUCUAUGAACUAACAGCUCUGAUUUCAAUAUGACAGUCCGAUAGGACCUGAUUUGAGGAAAUGCUUUUAUAUAGAAUGUGUAUGUGUGAAUGACUGAAUGAAUGCAAUUGAUUUUUACAAAAUAAAUAACAGCUAUGUUGACCAGCA
This is a messenger RNA of Salvelinus fontinalis (brook trout), 3314 nucleotides long. It is a transcript of the gene scp2a, whose product is annotated as sterol carrier protein 2a. The coding region runs from base 54 to 1799 and encodes 581 amino acids. The transcript is spliced from 16 exons. Gene Ontology annotation, molecular function: acyltransferase activity, transferring groups other than amino-acyl groups. The record is from RefSeq and is a predicted model, not a curated record. NCBI's taxonomy places the organism in Eukaryota, Metazoa, Chordata, Actinopteri, Salmoniformes, Salmonidae.